Messenger RNA from Acanthaster planci (crown-of-thorns starfish), 4921 nucleotides. RefSeq names its product E3 ubiquitin-protein ligase TRIM71-like. The record is from RefSeq and is a predicted model, not a curated record. NCBI's taxonomy places the organism in Eukaryota, Metazoa, Echinodermata, Asteroidea, Valvatida, Acanthasteridae. Gene Ontology annotation, molecular function: zinc ion binding; protein binding.
UGAUGCAUGUGCAUUGUGUGGGUGCGCGCGCGUGUGCGGGAGGGAGGCCGAGUGUUGGGGAUGAUGAUGAUGAUGCAUGACUAAGUGAUGUGUUGAACAGCCACCAUCAUGGCAGCUUCUCUCUCCCAGCUCUCUGUUCUCAGCCAAAUCAGCGAGGAAUUCCUCCUCUGCCAGGUGUGUUUCGAGCGGUUCAACAAGCCCAAAAUCCUGCCAUGCCUCCACAGCUUCUGCGAGGGGUGUCUGCAGCGCUACGCCCCGGCCGGCAGCCGAACGAUCCGCUGCCCGAUGUGCAAGCAGGAGACGGAACUCCCCGAAAAUGGCGGCGUGUGCGGCCUGAAGGAUAAUUUCUUCAUCCUCAACCUGUCUGACGUGUUCACGGAGAUCGCGCCGGCGAAGCGAGGCGAGAAGCAGCCGCCGCGUAAGGCCAUCUGUACCAUAUGUGUCGGUGCGGAACCCGCUGAGGCAAGUUUUCGGUGUUUGGAGUGCGUGGAUUUCUUGUGUGAUGUCUGUGCUCCUUCGCACGACCACCGCCUAGCAAGGUUCAGCCGGCAGCAUCACGUCAUCUCGGUGCCGGCCUCGGAGAAUAAAAAGCUCUUGAGGAGGGAUAUCUACUGCGACAAGCACAACUCGGAGACGGUCAGAUUCUUCUGCGAGUCUUGCAACCGGCCCAUCUGCCGCGACUGUGUCCUGGUGGAACACAAGGAUCAUUCCCACACUUUUUUGAAGGACGAAGUCUCAAAGCACAAGAACACCAUAGACACUCUGUUACACGGUGUAAGGGACAAGAUUGCCGCAUUUGAAGAGGCCAUGAAGAGCGUUGACGAAGCAGAGGCCAAUCUCGAAGCCAAUCGGGGACAGGCCGAAUACAUUAUCAACAAGACAAUGCAGGACUACAUCACCCAGCUGAAGGUGCAGCAGCAGCAUCUCACGCAAAAGUUGAGCCGAGCCUGUGAGGGGCGAAAGAAGCAGCUGAAUGCCCAUCGGAAGAGCCUCCAGGCUGGGCUAGAAAACCUGCUCAGCGGGUUUGACUUCACCGAGAAAGCCCUGGGGCAUGGAUCGGAGCUAGACAUCUUGUCCAUCAAAGACGAAGUGAUUGACAGGUUGCAGGGUCUGUCGACCAUCUCGCCGCAGCAAGACCUUACGCUGGAUCAACUCUCCCAACUGUACUUUGUCGCGAGCGAGAGCGCGGCCGACCUGUCGCUACCUCUUCUCGGGGAGAUCCGCUGCGGGGACCGGACCUUCGUGGACAUGUCCGAGACGGGCGAUUCCCGGUCGAUCUGCUCCAUUGAGUCGUCGGAACUCGGAGACAGCUCCAUGUCCGAAUCCAUUCCGAAGUCACCGAGGAAAGUCGUGGAGGCAAGGCCGCUGCCAGUCAGCAAACCCCAGCUCUUGUUCCAUCUAAAGGAUGAGACAGAUGAGGCUGGGGAAUUCGACUGGCCAAGCGGAGUGGCAUCCAGUGCCGACGGAGAAUAUGUGGCCAUCGUCGAUCGAGACAACGACCGCAUUCAGGUGUAUAACCGAAAGGGGAAAUUCGAGUGUAAAUUCGGAAAUCGCGGCCGGCAGCCCUGCCAGUUUGAGCUGCCACUGGAUGCCGCCAUCACGACCGACGAUGACCCCUGCAUCUACGUCACGGACGAGUACAACCACCGCGUCCAGAAGCUGACCCUCUACGGCAAAUACGUCUCGCACUUUGGGGACAACGGGAUCUUUAAGCAGCCCUACGGCAUCGCCAUCACCAGCAAAGGACACGUCGUGGUGACAGACAUCGGCAAGCACCGGGUGACCAUCCACGACCCCAACGGGAAACUCCUGCAUCACUUCGGGUCCAGGGGAGACGGGGAGACGCAGUUCAACGAGCCGCGCUACGUGGCCGCCCACAACGACAAGAUUGUGGUGUCCGACCACUGCAACCACUGCAUCAAGGUCUUCAACUCUCAGGGAGCCCAUCUUCGCACCUUUGGCUCCUGCGGCUCCGGGAACGGGCAGUUCAUUGGGCCGACGGGGGUCUGCAUCGACAAAGACGGCAACAUCAUUGUGGCCGACUGCGCCGACCGGGUCCAGCUCUUCAACUCGGAGGGCGUGUUCCUCCGGCAUCUACUAAACGAAGGAGACGGCUUGAGUGGACCCUUGGGCAUGGUCAUCACGGCGUCCGAAGAGUUGGUGAUUACCAACUUGGGCACACACUGUGUCAAUGUUUUCAAGUACAGCGGCUGGGUAUGAUGAUAGAGUCAUGUCAGUCCUCAUUCAACUGAGUUCAGGAUAGUCAGAAUAAUUUAUGGCAAUAUGGUCACCAUCAGUGUUAACAGAAAAUAUAGAAAUCAUCGUGACCCCACCCCCAAAAAGAGCUUAGAAAUGUUAGAACUUUUCCAUAAAGUUUCACUCGAAAAUUUAGGCAAAAAAUAUCGCAUUUUAACGAAAUGCAAAUCAAGAAAGAUCAUCGCUGAAAAUUAAAAAUUGUGGAUGACUGUAUUGUACUGGACUGAUGCUUCAGUUUUUUAGUCUAAAAAUUAAACGAGAAUUGGAAGAAAAGUCAAUUUCUUUGUCCCUCGUCACUGAGUAACCAAGGAUAGUUCCUUAUACAUGUGAUAGAUUCCAUAGAAGCCGUCGCAGGUGGCAUACCUAUUCUUGUACAAUUCCUUUUCACGUCAAGCUCUCUGUACAUACAGUGGAAUUUUAAAGCCACUGAAUGCUGUUCCAAGAAAGUUUUGUAAUAACACCAUUGUCUGAACAUAUUUUUCGGAUGGCAUCCGUAUACAAAUGCCAGUUGUAAAUUAUCAUGAAGGGCAAUCGAGCUCUUCAAUCCAGUAUUUAAUAUAUUAUGAAGUAAAAUCAUCGUCUUGCCAUAUAUAUAAAAGCGCGAGUUAUCCGAUAUUUAUGGAACCGUCACAACAGGAUCCAUGGAAGUACAUGAAACAUGUCUGAAUCUGUGUAUGAUCUGGUAGGAUGUCGAUUCUAUUGGAAAUUCUAUUGAAAGUUCUAUUGAAAUAGUUGUUAAAUGUGCGUGUAUGUACAGGAAUAUGGCGUGACUAUUUGUUGAAGCACAAAUUAUAUAAAAUUUACAGUAGAUUGUGUCAUAUUUCCGCAAUAUUCGGGGCAGCUGCAAUUCAGAAUUCAAGGAAUUUGUAUUUAUCGUUUUUUUCUGGAAUUUAUCGACACGACCAUGCACAAUGCAGAAGUCCGCAUGCAAGUUGGCGGAUGACAGACUCCAGCGCUGCUUCUGACCAAGGGACGAUAUCGUGGAGCUGCUCACUCACACAAAGGCGCUAAGCACCCAGAAUACUCGCUUAGCAAAGCGUGGGUUUCCAGCUGAAGCGUCAUUGAUUAUAUAUUUCUAGUAACUGGUUCUAGCCGGUUCCGCCUACUUCACGAAAUCGGGCCCGUCUUGGCCACUUUGCAUCCGACAUUUUCACAGCCAUCAAAUAUCUGUUUGGAUUUUAAUAAAUCCGCGCCAAAGUGGCUUCCCGCGUGGAAAGAAUAAUACCCAGCGUAGGCUACCUUCUUGUAAUAGAUGAAGUGGGUGCAUUGGGGAGUAAUUAUCUUGAGAAGAGUGAAAUGAAAAAAAAGCGAGCGCAAUUUAAUUUAUUUCUUCUACAUUGUCUGUCCACUCUAUAUUCAAAGACCGCAAAAGUUAUUGACAGUACAUAUCGUGUAAUAAGGUGGAAAAUGCAUGUCCCAAUACACGUAAGUCUUCGAACACAAUUAUCGAUUCGUAACUAGAUAAUGUACGACAAUAAUAUUAUACAUGCUACGAGUGAUGUGUCCAGCUAAACUAAAUGUUCAAGGGGUGACAAACACGCAUGCGUUUUGAAGGCAUGCAGAGACGAUUCACGUAGCUCUAAAAUACCGACGGUGCUGCGGUGUCGUUGUUGAAUGCUUAUAGCAGGGAGUACAUGAACCCUCCACAUGAGCACCGCUGACUCAGUGUUUCGAAGCAGACGGUGGUUUUCAACCACAAAAAAAGCAUUUUUUGAACUUGAAUCCAAACUCUGCACCGCUAUUAGUCAUCACAAACGAACUUGAGCACCCCCUCAACUACUAGGAAUGGUUGGCUGCAUUUAGUCUGAGCAGUUAGGGUAGGCCUUUCUUUCGUGCUUUUAAAGUCAUAUUGCCAUUGCCACGUGAAAAGUAACUUUGACAGUGAAAAGGGGGCAUAAUGCACCUGUAAUAUGUCUUAGUUUGUCAAUGUGUGUGAGUCAAAUAAUGCGAUUAACGCUUCAACUUAUUUAUUUUUCAUAUGAAAACCAAUAUUGGCUAUAUUCUAUGAAUUAACUGUACAUUAUUCCCAAAAGAAAGGUAUGUAAUAUUGUGGAACAUCGUUAUAUUUACUACAUGCAAAGCAACGCUUUUCUGAUACAGUGUUAUGAUUCGAUGUACUUAAUUAUAUUCGGUUUGGUAGUGCUUAGCUUGCUUAUGGCGAUUUUCGUUAUCCUGUUUUGCACAGUACGCUUUAUUUUGUGAAAUAAUGUUUGGCAUACAUUUUUGUGUUCAAUUAGCUAUAUUUUGUAAGAGAGCUUUUGCAAUUUUUAUUUAUGAAAUGAGGCAUGUAUAGGCCUGUGGGCAUUAGGGUUGGUAGUAACUCAAGGAGAGAGAGAAAAAGAAUGUCUUUGAAGAUCGUUUGCAAUAAAUUGGGUAUGUCGUGGCAUUUUGGCUAUCUAUAGGGUUUUCCUUCAAGGACAAAGACUUGGGCCGCCUCUAAAAAAAUGAAAUUGACCCCUCCCUUACAUAGAGAAGUCGUUCAAAAUUACGAAGUUUUCAAUUGGAUUUGAUCAUGAUUUGAUAUGAUUUGCCCGUGCUGUAAUAAAGUUUUGAUCUCGAUUCAACCCCCCACAAAAUAUAAAAAUAGAGAAAAGUUUUCAAAACAGCAUAAUUAUUCUAAAUAAAUCUAGCCUAAUAGGCCGUAUAUAAAUGUUUGAACUAGAAA